Molecule: messenger RNA, 5260 nt
Organism: Aureococcus anophagefferens
Lineage: Eukaryota; Pelagophyceae; Pelagomonadales; Pelagomonadaceae
Exons: 3
Coding region: 1-5139 (1712 amino acids)
Biological process (GO): intracellular protein transport; receptor-mediated endocytosis
Cellular component (GO): clathrin coat of trans-Golgi network vesicle; clathrin complex; clathrin coat of coated pit
Molecular function (GO): clathrin light chain binding; structural molecule activity
Source: RefSeq, a predicted model, not a curated record
AUGGAGUCGGAGAAGUUCAUCUCGGUCUGCGACAACAGUUCCGGCUCGCCGCAAGUGUUCAUCGUGGACCUGGCGUCGGGCAGUCCGCCGCAGGUGACGAAGCGGCCCAUGUCCGCCGAGGCGGCGAUCAUGAACCCCGUGUCCAAGGUCCUCGCGCUGCGCGCCGGGACCCAGCUCCAGAUCUUCAACCUCGAGCUGCGGGCCAAGAUGAAGAGCCACAACAUGACGGAGACCGUCGUCUUCUGGCGGUGGACGUCGCCGAACAACAUCGCGCUCGUGACGCCGACGGCGGUGUUCCACUGGUCCAUCGAGGGCACGUCGGAGCCCGUCAAGGUGCUCGACCGCCACGCGUCCCUCGGCGAGGGCACGCAGGUCAUCAACUACCAGGUGUCGCCCGACGAGAAGUGGUGCCUCCUCAUGGGCAUCAGCCAGGCGGCCGGCGGCGUCAUCCAGGGCAACAUGCAGCUCUACAGCGUGGAGAAGAAGGUGUCGCAGACGCUCCAGGGCCACGCGGGCUGCUUCCACUCCAUGGCCGUGCCCGGGCGGAGCGACCCGGCCCAGGUGCUCAUCUUCGAGGAGAAGAAGGCGGACCAGCCCGCGAAGCUCUUCGUCAUGGAGGUCGGCCGCGACAAGGACGCGCCCGGCGGCGUCUUCCGCCUCGCGCCCGUGGCCAUCCCCGUGCCCGCCGACGCGCCCAACGACUUCCCCGUGUCCAUGGUGCCCUCGCCGAAGCACGACGUCGUCUACAUGGUCACGAAGAUGGGCUACCUCUACCUCUUCGACUGCCUCAGCGGCAAGGCGCUCUACCGCGCGCGCAUCACGACGGACACCGUGUUCGUGACCUGCGGCGUUUCCGCGACGGGCGGCCUGCUGGGCAUCACCGCGCGCAAGGGCCAGCUGCUCCAGGUGUCGCUCAACGAGCAGACGCUCGUGCCCUACGUCGUGUCGACGCUCCGCGACAACGCGCUGGGCAUCGCCCUGGCGUCGCGCCUGAACCUGCCGGGCGCCGACGACCUCUACGUGGCCGAGUUCAACCGCCUCCUGGGCGGCGGCGACGUCGCGGGCGCGGCGAAGCUCGCGUCCGAGUCGCCGAGCGGCCUCCUCCGGACCGCGGAGACGAUCCAGCGCUUCCAGGGCAUCCCGGGCCAGCCGGGCCAGCCCCAGCCCGUCUUCCAGUACUUCCACAUGCUCCUCGAGAAGGGCAAGCUCAACGCGCUCGAGUCGAUGGAGCUCGCGAAGCCCGUGCUCCAGCAGGGCCGGACGCAGUUCCUCGAGAAGUGGCUCACGGAGGACAAGCUCGAGUGCUCGGAGCAGCUCGGCGACCUCGUCAUGCAGAAUGACGUGAACAUGGCCCUGUCCGUCUACCUCCGCGCGAACGUGCCCGAGAAGGCGAUCAACUGCUUCCUGCAACGUGGCGAGUUCGACAAGAUCGCCGCGUACGCGACCAAGGUCGGCUACCGCUGCGACUACAGCUUCAUGCUCGGCAACCUCGUGCGCGCGAACCCGCCCGGCGCCCUCGACUUCGCCAAGCAGCUCGCCGCGGGGUCCCUCGUGGACCCGAACUCCGUCGUCGAGAUCUUCAUGGCCGCGAACCGCAUCCAGGAGACGACCGCGUUUCUGCUGGAAGCGCUCAAGGGCAACAAGCCCGAGGAGGGCUACCUCCAGACGAAGCUCCUCGAGAUCAACCUGCGCGGCGGGUCGCCCCAGGUCGCCGACGCGAUCCUCCAGAACGCCAUGUUCACGCACUACGACCGCCAGUACGUCGCCAAGCUCUGCGAGGCCGCGGGCCUGUCGCAGCGCGCGCUGGAGCACUACACGGACGUCGACGACAUCAAGCGGAGCUUGUUGGCCAUGUGCGCGAACCCCCAGGCUCUGAACCCGGAAUUCGUGCUGAGCUACUUCGGGUCGCUGUCGCCCGAGGCGUCCUUGGAGUGCCUCAAGGAGCUCCUGGCCCGCAACAUGCGCGGCAACAUGCAGAUCGUCACGCAGGUCGCGGCCAAGUACAACGAGCAGAUCGGCGCCCAGCCCCUCGUGGACUUGUUCGAGUCCUUCAAGUGCUACGAGGGUUUGUUCUACUACCUCGGGCAGAUCGUCAACUUCAGCCAGGACGCGACGGUGCACUACAAGUACAUCGAGGCCGCGGCCAAGUGCCAGCAGUACAAGGAGGUCGAGCGCGUCUGCCGCGACUCGACGGUCUACGAGCCCCAGCCCGUCAAGGAGUUCCUCAUGGAGAUGAAGCUCCCGGACCCGCGGCCUUUGAUCCACGUCUGCGACCGCCACGACUUCAUCGAGGAGAUGACGGCCUAUUUGUACGGCAACAACCUGCAGAAGUACAUCGAGGUCUACUGCAACAAGGUGAGCCCCCAGAAGACGCCCAUGGUCGUCGGCAAGCUCCUGGAUUUGGACUGCAACGAGGACUUCGUGCGCGGGCUGCUGAACUCCGUGGGCCACGCGUGCCCCGUCGAGGAGCUCGUGGAGCAGGUCGAGCACCGCAACCGCCUGCGCCUGCUCCAGCCCUGGCUCGAGGCGCGCAUCGCCACGGGCAACCAGGAGACGGGCACGCACAACGCCAUCGGCAAGAUCUACGUGACGCUGAACCGCGACCCCGUGUCGUUCCUCACGAACGACCAGUACUACGACCCGCGCGUGCUCGGCAAGUACUGCGAGAAGCUGGACCCGUCCCUCGCCUUCCUCGCCUACAAGCGCGCGGGCGGCGAGUGCGACGCGGACCUCAUCCGCGUGACGACGGAGAACGGCCUGUUCAAGGACCAGGCGCGCUACCUCGUCGAGAAGCAGGACCUGGAGCUGUGGGCGUCCGUGCUGACGCCGCCGGCGGAGGAGGCCGUCGGCGACGCGUCGGAGGCGAACCGGCGCGCGCUCAUCGACCAGGUCGUGCAGACGGCGCUCCCGGAGACGCGCGACCCCGAUCACGUGUCGACGUCCGUGAAGGCGUUCAUGGCCGCGGACCUGCCCCACGAGCUCAUCGAGCUGCUGGAGCGCAUCGUCCUCCAGGGCAGCGACUUCUCGGAGAACAAGAACCUGCAGAAUUUACUGAUCCUCACGGCCAUCAAGGCGGACAAGGAGCGCGUCAUGGAGUACGUCAACCGCCUCGACAACUUCGACGGCCCGGAGAUCGCGAAGAUCGCCGCGUCGGACCAGUACAAUCUGUACGAGGAGGGCUUCGUGAUCUACACGAAGUUCGCCAAGGCGGCGCCCGACGCCGCCGCGGCCGCGGAGUUGAACGUCGCGGCCGUCGGCGUUCUCGUCGACCUCGUGCGGAACCUCGAGCGCGCGUCCGAGUUCGCGGAGCGCGUCAACGAGGCCGGCGUCUGGUCGCGCCUCGCCAAGGCCCAGCUCGCGGAGGACCUCAUCGCCGCGGCCGUGGCGUCCUUCAUCAAGGCCGGCGACGCGACGUGCUACGGCGAGGUCAUCGCCGCCGCGGAGCGCGAGGAUUCCUACGAGACGCUCGUGCCGUUCCUCGCGAUGGCGCGGAAGCACGUCAAGGAGGCCCAGCUCGACACCAUGCUCAUCUACGCCUACGCCAAGUCGAACAUGCUCGGCGACCUCGAGGAGUUCAUCGCCGCGCCGAACGUCGCGUCGAUCCAGUCCAUCGGCGAGCGGUGCUUCGACGAGGGCCUGUUCUCCGCCGCGAAGCUCCUCUUCGCGUCCAUCAACAACAACGCGAAAUUGGCGCUCUGCUACGUGAACCUGGAGAUGUACCGCGAGGCCGUCGACGCGGCGCACAAGGCCAACUCCGUGUCGACGUGGAAGGAGGUGAACCGCGUCUGCGUCCAGGUCGGCGAGUUCCGCCUCGCGCGCGUCGCGGGGCUCCAGAUCAUCGUCCACCCGGACCACCUCGAGGAGCUGACGCUCCUCUACGAGCGCGCGGGCCAGCCCAUGGAGCUGAUCCAGCUCAUGGAGCAGGGCCUGGGCCUCGACGCGGCGCACUCGGGCAUCUUCACGGAGCUCGGCGUGCUCUACUCGAAAUACGUGCCCGCGAAGCUCAUGGAGCACAUCAAGAUCUUCUGGAGCCGCAUGAACACGCCCAAGCUCAUGCGCGCCUGCGAGAAGGCCCUGCUCUGGGACGAGGCCGUGUUCCUGCUCAAGGAGGACGAGCAGCACGACUCGGCGCGGAUUUCGGCUCGGGGGACGAUGAUCGCGCACGCGACGGCGUUCGGCCACGACCUCUUCCUCGACUGCGUCCAGAAGGUGCGCAACUCGGAGAUCUACUACAAGUCCAUCGCCUUCUACGUGGAGCAGCAGCCCCUCCACCUGAACCGGCUCCUGCAGGUGCUCACGCCGCACCUCGACCACUCGCGGUGCGUGCACCAGGUGCGCAAGCUCGAGAAUCUGCCGCUCGUGCUGCCCUACCUCAAGGCCGUGCAGAAGGAGAACCUGACGGCCGUGAACGACGCCGUCAACGAGCUCUACGCGGACGACGAGGACUACGAGGCGCUCCGCCAGUCGAUCGACGACUUCGACAACUUCGACCACAUCGCGCUCGCGCAGAAGAUCGAGAAGCACGAGCUCCUCGAGUUCCGCCGCAUCGCCGCCUACAUCUACAAGAAGAACAAGCGCUGGCAGAAGAGCGUCCAGCUCUCCAAGGCCGACAAGAUGUACAAGGACUCGAUCGACACGUGCGCCGAGAGCGGCGACAGCGAGAUCGCCGAGGACCUGCUGCGCUUCUUCGUCGACGUCUGCGACAAGGAGUGCUUCUGCGCGACGCUCUACACGUGCUACAAGGUCAUCAAGCCCGACGUGGCCAUCGAGCUCGCGUGGCGGUCGAACUACGUCGACUUCGUCAUGCCCUACGUCGUCCAGUACACGCGGCACCUCCACGACAAGCUCGAGGAGCUCGACAAGCGCACGGCGCCCAAGGCGGAGGACGAGGCGUCGCCCGAGGCCGCCGCGGCCCAGGCCAUGAUGUACGGCGACCCGGCCAUGGGCAUGGCCGGCGGGCCCCCGAUGCUCAUGGCGCCGCCGGGCGCGCCGGGCGCCUACGUCGACCCCAACGCCUACGGCAUGCCCCAGAACGGCGGCAUGCCGCCCCAGAUGGGCAUGCCCGGCAUGCCCCAGCCGGGCUACGGCAUGCCCCCGCAGGGCAUGCCCGGCAUGCCCCCGCAGCCGGGCAUGUUCUGAGCGCGGCUCCCCCUCCCCCCACCGCCCGCGACUGCCAGACCGCGGGCCGCACGCCCCCCCCCCGCCCCGCCCCGCAACGCUCGGCUCUCUACCUUCCGCCGUAAAAGAAAUCAGCCCCGCC